Messenger RNA from Haliotis rufescens (red abalone), 3152 nucleotides. Its product is annotated as acetylcholine receptor subunit alpha-L1-like. Gene Ontology annotation, cellular component: postsynaptic membrane; synapse; neuron projection. The record is from RefSeq and is a predicted model, not a curated record. The transcript is spliced from 5 exons. NCBI's taxonomy places the organism in Eukaryota, Metazoa, Mollusca, Gastropoda, Lepetellida, Haliotidae. Gene Ontology annotation, molecular function: transmembrane signaling receptor activity; acetylcholine-gated monoatomic cation-selective channel activity. Gene Ontology annotation, biological process: monoatomic ion transmembrane transport; chemical synaptic transmission; nervous system process. Bases 921 to 2432 code for a protein of 503 amino acids.
CGCGCAUGCAGAGGCUGUGGACGACUGGCUUGUGUGUAUCAGCGGUCUAUACCUCCCUCAACAUUCAAGUCGUCUCCAAAAGCUGCACUUUCUCGCAAAUCGAUCGCGCGGAGGCCGAAACGUGAAGUAUUAUUUCGGCUCUUCUUGAAUCUAAUCUGUGUUGUGUGUAAGAGGAAACGGCGAUGUCAGUCACAACGCUGGUAGCUGAAGUGUGACGCCCCCCCUACUCUCCUCUUCUUCUCACACACCUACCUAACGCGCACUUAUUAUCCACAAGGGGAACCAUUUUUCUCGAGGAGAGCAAUUUUCUCUACCUAUGUAGAAACACCUACAACUCAUUCAUCAACUUUCUGUGUGUGCCAAGACGCGUGUGCCGACUUUUCUCUGUGGCGGGUGGUACGGGAGCUUGGUCUAUAUCCGUGCUAAUCCUCAAGUCUCUAAAUAAUCUGCCGUGACAAGGCGCGUGUCGAUCUGUUGCUGGAGAAACAGCGGUGCUAGGACCAAGCUGUGCGCCCUCAGAUAAUUGGAGUAUUAAGUUUGUUUGUGUGAUAACCUCUUUCUGCAGCUCAGAGCUGAUACCACGCUUCAAUUCGACAAAGUGCCUCCACCCCUGUAUGCAUUCCUAUUGGAGAAAACUCAUUUCGUUAAUUCGACCAGGAGGUGCUUUCCGGAAAAAUCGAAAUUAUACUUUUGGAUACUGCCUGUUCCCGGCUCGUAAUUGUGGCUUUGCAAACUCAGUCAGAAGUGAUUAAAAUGCGUUUAGCUUAUAGUUAUUUUCACCAAACAGGAUUGUUGUGAUCGGCAAGUGUCGGUCGUGCUCUAUCGGCUGUGGUAGCAUCUGGGGCGAGCACAAUACUUCCGCUUGCCUGACUCGCGUCUGAUCAGGAAUCGAAUGUUGUUGAGAAGUGGACACCUUCACCAUGAAACCCCUGAAUUUAGCGCUGUUUGCGCUGUCGACGGUGGCGUGUGUCGUCUGCGAGCAGCGAAUAGAACCUCAUGCCAAAAAAUUAUAUUUUGAUUUGAUGACAUACAGAAAUUACAAUCCGCUCAUCAAACCUUCUGGUGACGCCGAUGGAAAGCUGACAGUGAAGUUGGGAAUGCGACUCUCACAGUUGCUGGAUGUGGAUGAGAAGAAGCAAGUGAUAUCACUCAGCGUCUGGCUGCACCACGAAUGGACGGAUCUCAGACUGAAAUGGGACCCGGAUGAUUAUGGCGGAGUUAAGAAAUUGCAUAUCCCGUCUAACCAGCUUUGGAGACCAGAUAUUGUCCUCUACAACAACGCCGACGGAGAAUUUGUGAUAACAUUACAGACAAAAGCUACAGUGAAUUAUAACGGCAAGAUAGUAUGGGAGCCGCCAUCAAUCUACAAAAGCUACUGUCCCAUUGACGUCGAGUUCUUCCCAUUUGAUAUGCAGCAUUGCUUCCUUAAAUUCAGUUCCUGGACCUACAAUGGUAACGAGUUAGAUCUACAGCAUAUGUGCAAUGGCGUGGAGACCCAAAACGAUGGUCUCGUCAUCACCCGCGGCAUUGACAUCAGAGACUACUACCACAACGUCGAAUGGGACAUCAUCAACGUGACAGCAAGACGCAAGGAGAAGUUCUACGCUUGCUGCCCAGGACCCUACCCCGAUAUUACGUUCAACAUCACCCUGCGGCGGCGUACGCUCUUCUACACGCUCAAUUUGAUCAUGCCCUGCAUCUCCAUCUCUUGUCUUACUGUGCUCGUGUUUUACCUGCCUUCUGAUUCCGGAGAAAAGAUCACGUUGUCUAUAUCUAUAUUGCUGGCGUUGACAGUGUUCUUCCUGUUGUUAUCUGAUAUAAACCCUCCUACGUCGCUUGUGAUACCAUUGAUUGGGAAAUAUUUACUUUUCAUUAUGAUAGUAGUGACUAUGUCUAUAUUUCUGACGGUUUACACGCUGCAUAUCAAUUUUAAAACACCAACAACGCAUAAAAUGUCUCCGUGGGUUAGGAGAGUUUUCACGGAGAUAUUGCCUAAAAUAUUGUUAAUUAAACGACCAUCUCUCGAUAAGGCGCCGAAGGUGGCCGUAAGAACUUGCAACGGCAUAGAAAUGAGAGAAACGGCGGCAGCGGCGGCGGCCGCAGCAAGGUCACGUGACUGGCACAUGUACGAGAAUGUCCGACAUGGAUGUCGGUCUGAGGAGAUGGAGGAGGAAGGCAACUUUACCCCAGAUGUCAAAGAAGCUCUUAAAGGGGUCAAGUUUAUAGCUGACCAUAUGAAAAACGAAGAUGAGGAAAUGGCAGAAAUCCGAGAUUGGAAGUACAUCGCCAUGGUAAUGGAUCGCUUCUUUUUAUAUAUAUUCACUACUGCAACCUUCAGCGGUACUCUCAGCAUCUUCCUGUACGCCCCAUCGCUCUAUGAUGGACGAGAACAAAUGGAAAGAGAAGACCCCAACGCAACCUGCGUAUACUAGUUGUCUCCCUUGUGCAUAACUCUUUUUGUCAGUGUGGAUCAAAUCGUGAUUGCUGUUCAAGCUUCCUUAUGCACAUGCGAGUCCGAGAAUCAUUCUGCGAGGCCGGUUUCAAACCUGUACAGAGACGCUUUGCAUUCAUUUAAUGUUUCCAAUAUUUUUCUACAUAAGAACCAUCGUAGUUUCAUACAAAAAUACCGGCAGCAUCCAAGAAUUGGAUUAGCCAGCAUGUCAACAAAGGAAGAUUACUCUUGUGAAAGGGAGAUAAGUGUUCACACUGCCAGGAAUAAUUCUUCUGUCUGUAUUAUGCUGGGUUAAUUUUCAAAGUAUUUAAUAAUUUCAUAUGUUUGUUCCUCUAUUGCUUAAUUAUAUCAUCGCACCAAGCAGUAAGUUGAUUUGAUUGCAAAGUGAUUAUGUAUUUAUUCAUCAAUUUAUUCUUUUUUAUGUGUACAGAUUUGAAAUAUUAUUGCACCGUUUGAAUUCAUAUGUUGAAUUGUCCAUAGUUUAUUAUUGACUGUCAUUCCUUUUGUAAAAAGAAGUAUGAUAAUUAUUUUAGUGUCCCAUUGUGGCACACGUUCCCUCUGCUUUACUCACCGUGUGAACUGCUGGUGUUAACUGAAUUCAGUGUGUCAUUGUAUAUAUACGCGCCGAACUACUUUUUGGUAAUGGUUAUACAGUAAGGCAACAGCCUCACUUUCAUAAUAAAGCCAUAGAUAAAAAACA